GACCGGAAGUCUUCAGCAUGUUCGUCCUGUUAUUAUGCAGGUUGUCAGGGGCAGCAGGCGAAGUAACGAGGGCUACAAGAUUUAGUUAACGAUGACAUAUUUAACAGCGCGAGAUAUUAAGCGCUUUCACAUCUGCAUUUUUGCACUGAACAGCAUAAAUAAUUUGGGCAAAGCAAUAGUGGCGGAAGCGUCGUUUUUCAUUGAAACAGACAGACAACAAGCAGCUAAGUGUAGCUAAGCAUCCGGCGGCUCGUAAUCAGACAGCCCUAAAUUACGCGCAUCCGUAUUUAUCUUAAUGCGUAAAAGUCUCUUGAUAGAAGAGGACAUGGAAAACAUUCCGGAAAAUCUACAGCAUGACGAGGACUCCCGUGUCAGCGGCAUUGCAUCCUCGUCAUCCAACAGGCGCUCGUUACGUUCCACUAGCAUGCCCGUCCAGAGGAGCAGCAUCUGCUCUCGGGCUUACUUCGUCGUGGUGAUGGUCUUCUUUCACGUCUACAUCCUGAAUGUUAUCGCCCUUUUGCUAUAUGUGCACUAUAAUAACGGCCCCGGGGAUUUUGACCGACCGUCAUUGCCAUCUGUCGGCGAAGGGGAAAGUCCUCCUCACACCGCGCCUCCUUCAAGGGAGCCCCGUGAGGAGGAGCAAAGUUUCAGACUUCCUCGAAUUGAAGGGAUCAGGGUAGGACACGUUCAGCCAGUGUCCCUUGUGUCGGACAGAACACACAAGAUGAAGACGCUCAGCUUGAAACCUCUAUUAUUUGAGAUCCCGGGUUUCCUGUCAGAGGAGGAGUGCCGUGUGGUGGUGCAGCUGGCUCAGCUCAAGGGUCUGAUGGAAAGCCAGAUGACAGCGGCCAACUGGGGGCACGGAGGCUCAGACCACCCACUGCUAUCUUUGAGCACCGAGGAGGUCUUCAGUCUGUUGGACCUCAACCAGGAUAGGCUUCUGCAGAAGCAGGAGAUUGUGAGCCACUCACGUUCUCGAGAUGGAACUUGGCUGAGCCCGGACAACCUGCGUCAGAUACUCACUGUACUAGAAGACUGCUCAACAGGGGUGCUCAACCUUGAAGAGUUCAAGCGUGUUUACGAUGUGUCCCAAGGCCCGAUACAAGAGCAAAAUAGAAAGCUCCGGAGUCAGUUCAAGCAGAGAAGCAAGCAUACAGUGCUUUAUCAAGGCCCGGGAUCCCAUCACGUGCUGCAGACACUGAGAAGCAGAGUGAUCAGCCUGACACGUCUGCCGGCCAUGUUGGUUGACAUGAGUGAGCUAUUGCAAGUGUUUCGGUUUGAGCUCGGAGACUUCAGCGAUGCUCAUCACGACAGUAGCCCUCCCCAUGCGGAGACCGCCUGCUCGCACACGCGACUGGCGGGUAACACGUCUAUGCUCCCACAGGUCUCCUGCAGGUAUCUUACUGUGUUGAUCUACCUCAGCUCUGUCGAGGAGGGUGGUGAGACCACGUUUCCCGUGGCCGACAACCGUACCUACGAUGAACUGGCACUGGUCCAAGAUGGAGUUGAUUUAACAGACACCCGCAAGACAUGUAGUCGAGGGAACCUGAGAGUCAAACCCACUGCUGGGACUGCACUCCUCUUGUACAACCAUCUCUCCGAUGGGCAAGGUUGGAUGGGUGAGCUGGAUGAGUAUUCGCUGCACGGAGACUGCCCGGUGAAGCGUGGCCUGAAGUGGGUUGCCAACAGCUGGGUAAACGUUGACCCAGACUACCAGCAGCAGGCACGUUACCAAAGACUAGUUGCUGAAAAUCAUCGAGCUAAGUCAGGCAUGACAGAACAUUCAAAACCAAUUUCGCACUUUGACCUCCACCAGGAUCUCUAGCUGAGCUCCUCUUACUGAUCCGUGUUGUACACCCCUUGACCUGUUUACCUCAGUAUUGUAUACAUUAAAAUAGUGAUGGAAAAAUGAAGCUUCAAAUUUGCUUCAUGAACCAGUUGUAUAUUUUGACUCCUCAAAAUGGCACCGCAUUGGUCUGACAGCAUACUGGCUCGCCAUUUCUUGAACCACUUUUAUUUCAACAAACUGUUUCAUGAAGCAAAAUUUUCCAUCACUACAUUUAAAGGAAGAUCACUCCAGGUUGCACAGUUUGUUUUUGCAUCAUCCCAUCAGUUUUGUAAGGGUGAAUUACUGUUAUUAUAGAGUUCUGGUGGGCUGAUGCUUUUAUGUACAAUAGUUUUAUUUAAGGCAUAUUUAAAAAUUAUCACGCCUUACAUGUCACAUAUUUGACAAAGAAAUGAAGGGAAUUAAGGGAGCAAGUUUUUUUGUGGUCACUUAAGCAGGUAUCUGUUGCUUCUGAAGAAAUCGCUCUAGAAUAUUUAACAAAUAUAUUUAUGAAAUGUUAUUUAUUUUAAGCUCCUGAAGGGUUUACCACAUUUACCGGUACAUUUAGUGAGCACAUGUAUUUAAAACAAAAAAGCUUAUCAUCUUGUCAGUCCAUCAAAAAUAAUAUAUGUUUAGCACAUUUAAUGUAUCAUUUUAUGAUAUUUAUUUGAGAUUUAUUUAUUGACUCGUUUUUGGACUUAUUUAUUGAUGUUGCACUGCCACUGUCUCUUGUGUUUGAUGAAAUGAAAGUGAAAAUGUUUAUUACUACUCAA
This is a messenger RNA of Syngnathus acus (greater pipefish), 2598 nucleotides long. Its product is annotated as transmembrane prolyl 4-hydroxylase-like. Gene Ontology annotation, biological process: peptidyl-proline hydroxylation to 4-hydroxy-L-proline. The record is from RefSeq and is a predicted model, not a curated record. Gene Ontology annotation, molecular function: iron ion binding; L-ascorbic acid binding; procollagen-proline 4-dioxygenase activity. NCBI's taxonomy places the organism in Eukaryota, Metazoa, Chordata, Actinopteri, Syngnathiformes, Syngnathidae. The transcript is spliced from 9 exons. Bases 296 to 1825 code for a protein of 509 amino acids. Gene Ontology annotation, cellular component: endoplasmic reticulum.